AUGAGUAUGGUUGGAGAGCUAAGUUACUUCCUUGGCCUUCAAGUAAAGCAAAGUGAUUAUGGGUUGUUUAACUCUCAAUCAAAGUAUGCCAAAGACCUAGUUAAGCGAUUUGGACUGGAUAGUAAAAAAUACACAAGGACACCUAUGAGCACAAGUGCUAAGUUAGGUCAUGAUCCUAUAGGUAGAAGUGUUGAUCAGACAUUGUAUAGGAGUAUGAUAGGUAGCUUACUCUACCUUACAGCCAGUAGACCUGACAUAGCUUUCAGUGUUGGCGUGUGUGUGAGAUUUCAAGCAGAUCCUAAGGAAUCCCAUUUUAGUACAGUGAGACGUAUCAUUAGGUAUGUGAAUGGGACUAUAAAUCAUGGGAUCUUAUUUUCUAGAGAGUCAAAUCUUGAACUCGCCGACUAUUCUGAUGCCGAUUGGGCUGGAAAUGCCGAUGAUAGGAAGAGUACCUCGGGUGGAUGCUUCUAUGUUGAUUCUAAUCUUGUGUCAUGGAUGAGUAAGAAACAAAAAUCAGUUUCUCUGUCUAUAGCCGAGACAGAAUACAUUGCAGUCGAUAGCUGCUGCACUCAAUUGCUUUGGAUGAAGCAAAUGUUGAGUGAUUAUGGGAUAAAUCAGGGCACCAUAACCGUGUUUUGUGAUAACACCAGCGCUAUCAACAUCUCCAAAAAUCCUAUUCAAUAUUCUAGGACUAAACAUAUUGAUAUUCGUCAUCACUUCAUCCGUGAACUUGUUGAGUCCAAUCCCAAUCUGCUAUCCAAUACAGCCUCCUGGUUUUUAGCUGAUUGUAUCACCAAGUGGAAUUCCAAGAACCUCCUAUUCUUGUCCAGUUCCUACGCUUGUCGUCCACCUCUCUCAAUCCUCCAAUGA
This is a messenger RNA of Olea europaea var. sylvestris, 870 nucleotides long. RefSeq lists its product as uncharacterized. The transcript is spliced from 2 exons. The record is from RefSeq and is a predicted model, not a curated record. NCBI's taxonomy places the organism in Eukaryota, Viridiplantae, Streptophyta, Magnoliopsida, Lamiales, Oleaceae. Bases 1 to 870 code for a protein of 289 amino acids.